ACCCAAACACAAUCAAAAUUCGUCUCUCUCUCUCUCUCGCUAAAUCUAGGGUUUCUUCAAUUUCGAAUCGCGCAGCCGGAAAAUGAGCUCCCCUGCAGCGGCGUCGACGAAAGGCGGCAGAGGCAAGCCUAAAUCCUCGAAAUCCGUGUCUCGUUCGUCGAAAGCCGGCCUUCAAUUUCCCGUCGGCAGAAUCGCACGUUUUCUCAAGGCCGGUAAAUACGCCGAGCGUGUCGGCGCCGGCGCUCCGGUGUAUCUCUCCGCCGUUCUGGAGUACCUCGCCGCUGAGGUUUUGGAGCUUGCUGGGAAUGCAGCACGUGACAACAAGAAGAACAGAAUUGUGCCGAGGCACAUACAGUUAGCUGUGAGGAACGAUGAGGAAUUGAGCAAGCUGUUGGGGCACGUGACAAUUGCAAAUGGCGGCGUGUUGCCGAAUAUUCACCAGAAUUUGUUGCCCAAGAAAGCUGGUGGAAGGGACAAAGAGAUUGGAUCUGCAUCUCAGGAAUUUUAGGGUUUUUAAUCGAAAUUUAGUCAUCGUUACGGGCGGCUUAUGUUGGUUGGCAAGGGUUUGGAGUUUAGAACCCUAAUUUUGGUUUUUGUUGGGAUUAUGUACAGUAGUGUUAACGACAAUCGAGGGUAUCCUUCUUCGUUUAUGGUAAUGCCUAAUUUCGUUUCGGUUUUUGAUGCUUCAGUUUGAUGUUGUCGAAUGUCAAUGCAUUUGUGACUGAAAAAAGCUAUGAAAAGCUCUUCUGGUUUGUGCUUAGUGAGCAAUAUUCGUAUCUUUAAACAUAUUUGUCGAUUUUAAUU
Molecule: messenger RNA, 804 nt
Organism: Erythranthe guttata (spotted monkey flower)
Lineage: Eukaryota; Viridiplantae; Streptophyta; Magnoliopsida; Lamiales; Phrymaceae
Product: histone H2AX
Cellular component (GO): nucleosome
Molecular function (GO): structural constituent of chromatin; DNA binding; protein heterodimerization activity
Source: RefSeq, a predicted model, not a curated record